Molecule: messenger RNA, 2192 nt
Organism: Cottoperca gobio
Lineage: Eukaryota; Metazoa; Chordata; Actinopteri; Perciformes; Bovichtidae
Product: tetraspanin-8-like
Exons: 9
Coding region: 20-817 (265 amino acids)
Cellular component (GO): membrane
Source: RefSeq, a predicted model, not a curated record
CGUGUUCAAGCGCAACAAAAUGGCGAAAGUGAACGUCUGUUUGAAACGGAGUUUCAUUACCGUGACAACUUUGAUCGCGAUCACCAGUGCUCUGAUGUUGGCGAUCACUCUGUUUAGCCACGGACACCUCCACGAAGAUGAAGAGAUUGAACAUAUGAUCGCAGGUCUUAAUACCAUGUAUUUCUUUUGCAUCAUAACUCUGGUCUUGACCAUCGUUGGAGUGUAUGGUGCCUGCAAACAGAAGAAGUGGGCACUUAUAGUGUUUGUAGUUGGAAUAAUCGUGGAAAGUCUGCUCAUGAUUGCAUUUGAAAUUCAAGGAUUGGUUUUGCAACCACAGAUUACUGAAGAAAUCAAGACGCAAUACCUAAAUAUGCUGCCGCUGAAUAAUGCUAAUGAGAGUGUUAUAGAAAGCUUGAAGGACAUACAGGUGGAAUUGCAGUGUUGUGGUCUGGAUCAGGGCUACCUGGAUUGGGGCUACAACAUCCCAGAAUCCUGCCUGUGCACUGAAGAGUCCACCAAUCCAUGUGUGGCAGCUCCGAGAAACAGCAGUCUGUUUGAGCGCACGGUUGACGGUCAGCCCAUCAUGAUUUACGAGGAGUCAUGCAUUCCGUACUUCUUUGAGUAUCUGAUGAUGCUUAUUAAUGGUAUGUUGGGCCUAAUGCUGGGAAUCAUAUCACUGUGGGUGUUGUCAGCGGUGUUGUGUGUUGUCAUCUUGUGUAAGCUGAAUAAGAAGGAAGAUACCCCCGUCGUGGUCUACAGUCCGGAGGCAAAAGCAGGCAACUAUACCAUUCUCACAGACGCCGCAGAGUUCACCUGAUCAGUACAGGGAUACAAAUUAUCUUUGUGUUUGAAUAUAUCACAAUUUGCACAAAGUGAAGUUGCAUGUCCUAAAAGUAUUUGUUUGGGUAGUAUGUAUUUGUGUGUUGUUUUUGCCUUUUUACACCGUGAACUAUUAAUUUUUGAAAUUCCUGAAAAUACAUGUUUUUACAAUAGCACAAUUGUGGGCUAUGGAAUUGGCCAGAAACUGCACAUACUGGGAAAUAAUAUUCUCUUAGAGAUAAUCAAAUAGGCUUUUUUUGUUUGUAUUCAAAGCCCUGGCCUAAGGCUUGACCCUGGGAUAACUUUCCACGCACACAUUGUUAACCCAAAGUUAACCUUAGCUCGGGGCUAUACGAUUCACACUGCACUACUAGUCCAACAACGUGACACAAAUCCCAUUGUUCACUUUCCUAGUUUCACACUGGCAACUUUUAGCCCCGUGAUUUUCAGGGGGAGCAAGGCCAUCAAGCCCGAGGUUAAGGUCGGGGUUAGCCCACUUUGGUUUGUACCAGUGCGAGAGCCUACUUAAAAACUAUGCAUAAGCCUCAUAUGCCCUUCUGCUAUGUAAGAGAGGUGGGAUAUAUAUGUAUAUGUAUAUUGUAUUUCCUGUUUCAUUUUGAAAGACUAACAUCUCCUGUCAUUUCAGUUCCCGCCCUUGUUUGUCUCCUGCCUCCUUGAUUAUCCAUUCCCUCAUUACUCACCUGCCCCUAAUUUUGCCAUCAGGCAACCCUGUUUAUUUACUUGUUUGAUUUCCUUGUGUCAGUUUCUACAGUUUUUGUAUCACUGUAUAUCCAUAAAUCCAGCGCAUCUCCUUCCACGGUCUUCAACGGGUUCAGAUAAGAAGUGAAGUGUGUUGAAUGAACACACUUAAACUUUCUUUCUGUUAUUUUUGUCCCAGACUGGAAUCCCAAUAUAGCACUCUUGAUCCAAGAUGUAAGCACUUGCAAGCAGCAAAAUGAAGAUAUUGAAAUCGGGUAAUUCAAAUGAGAUGUUUAAAGAAAAAAAACAUCCCUGAAGAUAGGACGGCAGACAUGUUCACUUUAUGGAUGUAUUAGAGCUUUAAUUAGUUUUCUGGAAUGUUCUAUAUCAUAUUCUGCCAAACUAUGUGAAGUUUUAUAGUACAGUUUUAUGUAAUAGUGUGUCAUUGGUACACAUUGGUGUUGCAUGGCAGGAUAGAGGAAUACAGAUAACAGGGAAAUAACAAACAACAAGCAAAUCCAAAGUCUCUUCUUCUUUUGCAAAAGCUGUGUCACAGCCUCCUGUGAAGGAAAGUUCAAGCGUGUGUCCACGUCUCUCCACUGUGUAACCUCUCUGGCGUCAUGACAAAAAGUGUAACAGCUGAAGUUUUUAUAAAUAAAUUUGUCUGUAUGUUU